Molecule: messenger RNA, 6209 nt
Organism: Peromyscus leucopus (white-footed mouse)
Lineage: Eukaryota; Metazoa; Chordata; Mammalia; Rodentia; Cricetidae
Gene: Hdac7
Product: histone deacetylase 7
Exons: 25
Coding region: 545-3406 (953 amino acids)
Biological process (GO): negative regulation of transcription by RNA polymerase II; chromatin organization
Cellular component (GO): histone deacetylase complex
Molecular function (GO): histone deacetylase activity
Source: RefSeq, a predicted model, not a curated record
CUCAGUAGAGGGUUUUCCCUGGGAGACCCUGAGCUUCCCACUGGCCCAAGAAAGUGCAGCCCCGAGGGAUUGGAGGAGCCUAGAAGGGAGGGAAGAGGUCUGGGUCCCUCCCCCUUUGCUUGGUCCUCUCUUCAAACGCCUCAAGUGCCUUCAUUCCUUGGCCCCCGCCUCCCAGCCUUGCCCGGCCCCAGCUGCAGGCUCCUAUUGGGGGUGGGGGAGUGGAGGAGCCGAACUCAGGGUCCCUACCCUGUCCCCAGGCCACUUUCCUUCUCAUAUUGCCAGGCAGAGAUGGGGAAACUUGAGCGGUGCAAAACCCUUUGGCUUCCACAGCUGGGAAGAACCAGGGAACUCCCGUUCCCCUUGCCUUCCGCUUAGCUCCCUGCGGAGCCGGAUCCCAAGGAGCCCACUCAUUUUUCCUACUGGAGCCCUCGACCCAGAAGUCCGGUUCCCCUUCUGCAGCCCUCUGGAUGGCAGGGAGGAGCAGGGCCGGCUGGGAGGCUGCCCCGCCCUCCGGCCAGACACGCCAGGCUCUCAGUCCCAGCCCAUGGAUCUGCGAGUGGGCCAGCGGCCCCCAGUGGAGCCCCCGCCGGAGCCCGCGCUGCUGGCCCUGCAGCAUCCCCAGCGCCUGCACCGCCGUCUCUUCCUGGCGGGCCUGCAACAGCCACAGCGCCCGGCGGAGCCCAUGAGGCUCCCAAUGGACGCACCCAUGCCGGAGCUGCAGGGCGGGCAGCAGGAACAGGAGCUGCGGCAACUUCUCAACAAAGACAAGAGCAAGCGAAGUGCGGUGGCCAGCAGCGUGGUCAAGCAGAAGCUGGCUGAGGUGAUCCUGAAGAAGCAGCAGGCGGCCCUUGAGAGAACAGUCCAUCCCAGCAGCCCCAGUAUUCCGUACAGAACUCUUGAGCCCUUGGACACAGAGGGUGCUGCCCGCUCCAUGCUUAGCAGCUUCCUGCCUCCAGUGACCAGCCUGCCCGCCGAAGCCCCGGAACACUUUCCCCUGCGUAAAACAGUGUCUGAGCCCAACCUGAAGCUGCGCUAUAAGCCCAAGAAAUCCCUGGAGCGGCGCAAGAAUCCCCUGCUUAGAAAGGAGAGUGCCCCGCCCAGCCUUCGGCGGCGGCCUGCAGAGACCCUCGGAGAUUCCUCCCCGAGUAGCAGCAGUACACCAGCCUCGGGGUGCAGCUCCCCCAAUGACAGCGAGCAUGGCCCCAACCCUGCCCUGGGCUCCGAGGCGCUCUUGGGCCAGCGGCUGCGGCUGCAGGAGACUUCUCUGGCCCCGUUCGCUUUGCCGACCAUGUCCUUGCUGCCCGCAAUCACACUGGGGCUGCCUGCCCCUGCCAGGGCUGACGGUGACCGCAGGACCCAUUCGACUUUGGGCCCUCGGGGUCCUGUCCUGGGGAACCCCCAUGCUCCGCUUUUCCUGCACCAUGGUCUGGAGCCAGAGGCUGGGAGCACCUUACCCUCUCGCCUGCAGCCCAUUCUGCUGCUGGAUCCCUCGGUCUCCCAUACCCCGCUGUGGACUGUGCCUGGGCUUGGGCCCUUGCCCUUCCAUUUUGCCCAGCCCUUACUGACCACCGAGCGGCUCUCCGGGUCAGGCCUCCACCGGCCACUUAACCGGACCCGCUCAGAGCCCCUGCCCCCCAGCACCACUGCCUCCCCUCUGCUGGGCCCCCUGCAGCCCCGCCAGGAUCGGCUCAAACCUCAUGUCCAGCUGAUCAAGCCAGCCAUCUCCCCUCCCCAGAGGCCUGCCAAACCGAGUGAGAAGCCCCGCCUGCGUCAGAUACCCUCAGCAGAGGACCUGGAGACAGACGGAGGGGGAGCGGGGUCUGUGGCGAACGAUGGCCUGGACCACAGGGAGUCAGGCCACGGGCCUCCCACGGGCAGGUGCCCUGUUUCUCUGCAGCAGCACCAACAGGUGCCUCUCUGGGAGCAGCAGCAUCUCGCUGUGCGGCUCUCCCAGGGAAGCCCCGGGGACCCUGCGCUGCUACCUCUGGCCCAGGCGGGACACCGGCCCCUGUCCAGAACCCAGUCUUCCCCAGCGGCACCCAUCUCCCUGCUGAGCCCAGAGCCCACCUGUCAGACUAAAGUCCUCAACAACUCAGAGACACCCGCCACAGGGCUGGUCUAUGAUUCAGUGAUGUUGAAACACCAGUGCUCCUGUGGAGAUAACAGCAAACACCCCGAGCAUGCAGGCCGCAUCCAGAGCAUCUGGUCCCGGCUGCAGGAGCGGGGUCUCCGCAGCCAGUGUGAGUGUCUCAGAGGCCGGAAGGCCUCCCUAGAGGAGCUGCAAUCAGUCCACUCUGAAAGGCACGUGCUCCUCUAUGGCACCAACCCCCUCAGCCGCCUCAAACUGGAUAACGGGAAGCUGACAGGACUCCUGGCACAGCGGAUGUUUGUGAUGCUACCCUGUGGCGGGGUUGGGGUAGACACUGACACCAUCUGGAACGAGCUGCAUUCCUCCAAUGCAGCCCGCUGGGCUGCGGGCAGCGUCACCGACCUUGCCUUCAAAGUAGCUUCCCGAGAGCUAAAGAACGGCUUUGCUGUGGUGAGGCCCCCAGGACACCACGCAGAUCAUUCCACAGCCAUGGGCUUCUGCUUCUUCAACUCCGUGGCCAUCGCAUGCCGACAGCUACGAGAGCAGGGCAAGGCCAGCAAGAUCCUCAUCGUUGACUGGGAUGUUCACCAUGGCAACGGCACACAGCAAACUUUCUACCAGGACCCCAGUGUGCUCUACAUUUCCCUGCAUCGCCAUGAUGACGGCAACUUCUUCCCAGGCAGUGGGGCUGUGGAUGAGGUGGGGACCGGCAAUGGCGAAGGCUUCAAUGUCAAUGUGGCUUGGGCUGGGGGCUUGGAUCCACCCAUGGGGGAUCCUGAGUACCUGGCUGCCUUCAGGAUAGUGGUGAUGCCCAUUGCCCGAGAGUUCGCUCCGGACCUGGUCCUGGUGUCCGCUGGGUUUGAUGCUGCCGAGGGUCACCCAGCCCCGCUGGGUGGCUACCAUGUUUCUGCCAAAUGUUUUGGGUACAUGACACAGCAGUUAAUGGCCUUGGCAGGAGGCGCCGUGGUGUUGGCCUUAGAGGGUGGCCAUGACCUCACAGCCAUCUGUGAUGCCUCUGAGGCCUGUGUGGCUGCUCUUCUGGGCAACAAGGUGGAUCCCCUUUCAGAAGAAGGCUGGAAACAGAAACCCAACCCCAAUGCCAUCCGCUCUCUGGAAGCUGUGAUCAGGGUGCACAGGAAAUACUGGGGCUGCAUGCAGCACUUGGCCUCCCGUCCAGAUUCUUGGCUGCCCAGAAUGCCAGGGGCUGAUGCAGAAGUGGAAGCCGUGACCGCACUGGCAUCCCUCUCCGUGGGUAUCCUGGCUGAAGACAGGCCCUCAGAGCAACUGGUGGAAGAGGAAGAACCUAUGAAUCUCUAGGACGUCGGGACAGAUCACCUGCCCUUCAGACAUGGCUUUCCUCACCUCUCUGUCAACCCUGUUCCUGGGUCUGCAGAGACCCUCCGGGCAGGUAGUCAGGUCCAGAGCACAGCCUACCCUGACAGCAGCCCCAGGGAACUUGAGAAGGCCACUGGGUCUGGGAUGGGGACCGGGAAGGAUCCUGGGAGGAGGCAGGCUGGGCACGAGGGCUCAGCUGGACUCGUCUAGAACAGAUCCAGCUCCCUGGUGUCCAGGCCCCCCUAGCUGUGGCCUCCAUCCCUCAGGACUGCACAGAGGAGGGCUGCCUCAGGUGGGCCCACCACUACCACUAUUCUUAACUUGGAAGACCCCAGAUUUUGCACACCGCCCCGGGCUCCAUACAGAAAUGUGAACUUGGCCUCAGCCAGGGCGGCCCUUCCCAGGUUCUGAAGGGCUAGGGGAGCGGCAGGAGCCUCGGGUCCCCUAUUCCUGAGUACAGGAGAGUUCCUCUCACCUCCUCCUCAGUUGUCUUCUGGUAGCACUUCUGGGCUCAGAGAGCCAUUCUGAGCUGCGCUCUCCCUGUGAGUAGUCAGUCACCAGCAAGCCUCCCACCUGGUCACUGUCCUGCCAGAGGCCACCCUACGUGGACCAUCUCAGUGCCCUGGUGCAGCAGACAGGUGCUCUCCGAGUCCUGGGCUUCCUGACCCAAUGGUGCCAAACCUUCAUCUCCCCUUAAAAGCACAACACAGUCCCAGGGAUGCCUGGCCACUGCUCCCAGUGUGAGCCUGCCUUCUGUUUCUGGGGUUUCCCCCACCUCAGCUCUGACUGCUGCCCCACACAGAACUAGCUUGACGGAGGCAGGAUAAGGUAGAGGAGUAGACAGACGUGGAAGCGAGGAGGCCACCCCAGAAGUCUUCAAGGCUUUUGCGGUCUAGGCCCGGGGCCAAGAAAGAGUAUUUGUGCGUAUGUGUGUGAGCGUGUGCGUGCCAGAAUGUGUGCGUGUAUGUCUUCCCAAGACCUGCCAUACCUUGUGUAUGUGUGCAUGUUUUUGUAAAAAAGAAAAAAAAAAUGGAAAAAAAAAAACCUGAACAAUAAAUGUUUUAUUUGCUUUAAAGGCCUUGUGAGUACGCCUCCUGGAUGUUAGUGAUACAUCAUCAGUGGGGUGGGUGCGCACCCGGCACCCUGCAAUGGGCUGAAAAAGGGGGCAAGUUGGGGCCGAACUCAGACUCUCUAGUCCCUUACCCUCCCACGGCUACUGCAUGCAGGAAGAAGCCACUCCAAAUACAUGCUUACCACCAACCCAGGUGAAAAAGGAGAUGAGCCUGGGCUGAGCCCUACAGACUGGGCCCUGUGGGAUAGGGGACAAGUUCUCAGGCUCAGUUUGCCAAGACACCCCAAAAAGGUCAUGAAGCACACACCUGGGCUUAAGUCCUGCCGUGUCCGUAGUCACCGUCUCCUGGAUCUUUCAGUAAAUGGCCCUAGGUGUGGACAUGGCUUCUGGUUCCUUACCAUGAUGUUUUAAGCAUAUAUCGUAAAGUAAAAGGAUGGAUGAGACAAGAGGCCAGAAAAAAAACGUGCCCAGCAUAAUGGGGGGGGCAGUUGGGGGGUAUUGCCAGCUCCUGUCUUUCUGGUUCUAAGUCUGCCCAGCCUGGUCACCAUAUACCUUGGAGCCCCAAGCAGUCUGUUUGGAGUAGGAGGGGGAAAAGAAAAAAAGAUUCUCUUUCUCUGACCUGGGGGGGGGGGGUAUGGAAUCUGCAGGGGAUGCUGAGACUGUGAGCAUCCUAGCCCCAUAGGGCAGGGCUGGGGGAGCAAAGGAGGACUGAGUUAGUGGUCUCCUCAUGCCAAGAGGGUAGGCUGCCCGCUCGCCCAGAGCUUACCUUAGAGAUAUAAUCAGAUAGGUGGAGGCCCCACCUCACCCGCUCAUACAGUCCCCUCUCAAGACGGCCCUCCCCCCCCAAAGAAACACCCUGAGGCUGAUAAAAAUGGCCGCUGUAUUUCUGCUAAAGUGACAGUGUAAGGCAGAGAGCGAGGGGGGCGGGACCCUGGUGGAGAAGUGGACGUGCAAAAUGGCAACCUAACAAGAAAGGAUAAACGUAGCGGCCCCCGUCCCACCUCUCUACUUAGGUGAGGCCUUGGGCCCAUGUCCAUUCAGGAGAGAGAUGAGCGUCAAUGUUGGGGUUCGGUGCAGGGAGAGGUCCUCGGGGUCGGGGUGGUCUUGUGCAGUGAGGGUCAGGUGAACGUGCAAGGCUGGAGACCCAGGCGUAGAGGUAUAGUGCUCUCUAGCCCCCACCAGCUUGCCCUCUUAUCCCAAAGCCCUUCUAGGUAGGUGCAUGGGUGUGUUUCCUGUGGUCCUCAGGUCUAGCCUCAUCCGAGGAGCCCAGCUCUGGCAAUGUGUGGUCAUGUGUGCGCAUGUGACACACAGGAAUGGUUGGCGGGCUCUAGCACCCUCGUGGGAAACAAACUCUGGAGGGAAGGUAGGGGGAGGGACACUGGGUUCUGUUCAGUCUUGCAGCUUGGGGACAGAGCCAACUGUCACUUCCCUAGGGACUGAUGAAUUCAGCUACCUGUCCCUUGAGAACAACAGGAUGGAGGUACUGGGGUGGGAUUUGGAGAGCUCUACUGGAGAUUCCUUACUUGAUCAGACCUUUCCAGAUGCCUCCCCCACCCCACCCCCCACACACACGGCUUCAGUGACGUCUAGGACAGCAAGGAAGCCUGUCUCCAACCCUGCCCCUCACCAGACGUUCAGACCUCACGGUCCUACCCCUUGACACCUUGAGUCCAUUAUUGUGGCCCUACUUACAAAGAUUCCUCAGAGUGCUAA